Messenger RNA from Rhopalosiphum maidis (corn leaf aphid), 723 nucleotides. Its product is annotated as retinal rod rhodopsin-sensitive cGMP 3',5'-cyclic phosphodiesterase subunit delta-like. The record is from RefSeq and is a predicted model, not a curated record. The transcript is spliced from 5 exons. Gene Ontology annotation, cellular component: cytoplasm. The coding region runs from base 133 to 576 and encodes 147 amino acids. NCBI's taxonomy places the organism in Eukaryota, Metazoa, Arthropoda, Insecta, Hemiptera, Aphididae.
CUUUUGACCGCCACCACCUGCCAGUCCUGUCCUGCGAGCCGCAUACGAAUUCUGUACACAGCCCACGACGAUAAUAUAUAGUUCAGUAUUUGAUUUCGUCGAUCAAUUGUUCGUCUACACACGAUUGCUGCGAUGCAACUAAAACCCGAGCACGUUCCGACCGGAUUCCGCAUUAACUGGAUGAGUUUGAUGGACGACGAUACGGGAGUGAUGUUGUGGCACACCAAUCACGAUUACGCGAAGCUCGAUAUAAAAUACGAAGCUGUAAUUCCUAAAAAAGCAUUGGAUUGCAGAACUGUGACCAGGACUAUAGGCUUCACGUCCACGCAUCGAAUAGAUCAUCUCAAGUUAAAACACAAGGAGUUUUUACUGGGUCGUUGUGUUGAAGAGUGGGAUUCGGAAUUCGGUACUGUUUUAGCCAAUUUAAAUGAAACUUGGGAAACUACUUUUAUACCGAAACGGGGAAUUACAUCGUCUACUGCAAAUAUUUUAAGUGGUAAUUUGUUGGUAGAAACAAGCUUCUAUGAUGCUGAUAAAUUGAUAGCGACAAUAAAUAUCUUAAUGUUUUAUGAAUAAACAUCAUAGUACCUAUUCAAUUUGGAUGCGGAUUGACAAUUUUACUUAACACUUCAUCAGAAACGAGUGAUUUGUUCUUAUAAUCUUGUCUAAUUUAAAAAAAAUUAAUUUUAAACCUGUUACUUUAAUUACAUUUUUUUUAAACUG